AGCUUCUUCAUUAAUCCUUUCCACUUGUUCGCGUAUUGCAGAGCGCCGACGAGAUGAGGCCGCUGGACGAGAACGAGACAACGCAGGUCUUCGAGAAGAUCUUCAAGUUCACCGGCAACAACCUCAAGAACAUCGUCGAGAACCCAUCGCACGAGGGCCCCGAUCCCAGCCCCGGCCGCUACUGCUUCCGCCUCCAGAGGAACCACGUCUACUAUGUCAGCGAGUCGCUCGUGAGGCGCGCCACCAACAUCAAGCGGGACAACCUCGUCGCCCUCGGCACGCAGGUCGGCAAGUUCACGAAAGGUGGACGCUUCCACCUCACCAUCCAGGGGCUUGGCUUGCUCGCCGCCAACGCCAAGCACAAGGUCUGGCUCAAGCCCACCUCCGAGAUGUCGUUUCUGUACGGGAAUCAUGUGCUGAAGGGCGGCUUGGGUCGGAUUACGGAGAAUAUUUCGCCCGGAGAUGGGGUGGUGGUGUUCUCCAUGGCGGAUGUGCCGUUAGGAUUUGGGGUGGCGGCGAAGUCGACGCAGGAUUGCAGGAAGAUGGACCCGAACGGGAUUGUGGUGCUGCGCCAGGCGGAUAUUGGGGAGUACUUGAGGAUGGAGGAUGAGCUUUGAGGAAAAGGGGUUUGAUUGGAUGGUUUUGGUAAGUGGGAUUUGUUGAUUUGGGGGAGAAAUUUCGGUUCUUGUAUGUGGGUGCCGCUCAAUUUUGAAUGACAAUGAUCAUGUAACAUAUGGGAUUUUUGGUAUUAACUGCUUUAAGAAUAUGAUUACAAUGAUUUGCAUUAAGGCCCUUGAUAUAUUGAUUGGACUUGUGGUUA
This is a messenger RNA of Diospyros lotus (date-plum), 820 nucleotides long. RefSeq lists its product as uncharacterized. Gene Ontology annotation, cellular component: nucleolus; preribosome, large subunit precursor; nucleus. The record is from RefSeq and is a predicted model, not a curated record. The transcript has a single exon. Lineage: Eukaryota; Viridiplantae; Streptophyta; Magnoliopsida; Ericales; Ebenaceae. Gene Ontology annotation, molecular function: RNA binding. Gene Ontology annotation, biological process: ribosomal large subunit biogenesis; ribosome assembly. Bases 54 to 617 code for a protein of 187 amino acids.